Plasmodium coatneyi is the source of this 612-nucleotide messenger RNA. RefSeq lists its product as uncharacterized. Bases 1 to 612 code for a protein of 203 amino acids. Gene Ontology annotation, biological process: rRNA processing; tRNA processing. NCBI's taxonomy places the organism in Eukaryota, Apicomplexa, Aconoidasida, Haemosporida, Plasmodiidae. The transcript is spliced from 6 exons. The record is from RefSeq and is a predicted model, not a curated record.
AUGGAAGAAAAGGGCCAAUCAAAAAAUAAGCGAGUAAUGGAGUCUCCUUACGACAUUGAAUUGUAUUACUCCUUUGUAGCUAAGGAAUCGCUAGACGAAGAGAAGAGUACCUCGCUGUUGAAAUCCUUAUUGGGGGUUAUUAACACAGAUGAGUCUCUCAAGUCGUUCACAUUCAACCACGACCAAAUUGUAGACCACCUGGAACGUGACUCACUACAGGCUGUAAUAAUUAUCCGGACUACACAGUAUGAACAAUUUUAUAAGCAUGUUCCCCUCAUAGCCGCUUUGCACAAAAUUGACUUCGUUCUGAUUGAACAGCAUUAUGUGAACACACUGGAUUUUACCAAAUUACCGAAGACUAGCCUCAUCGGAAUCCUACCGCUGCAGGAUUCGGAUCAGUUACCUCCGGGGCUUUCCGAGAAAGUGCAAAGCUUAGUGUCGGUAGUGCACACCUACCGUUUGGAGGUAACCCUCCCCUACUUGUUUGGCCACCCAAACUACAUUAACACGAGGUUUAAAGUCGAAGAGGUAAAGGGAAAGCCCUACGCGAAACAUCUGUCCCGUAAGGAGAGAAAGGCCUUACGGAAGUCGAUACGAAAAAGUAACAUAUAA